AUGACGGACGACGGCGCGCCGCAGCUGGUCUACCACCCGGGCGACCUGAGGCGGGAGCGGCUGGGCCUGACGCCAGCCGACUGGGCCUUCAUCACGACGCAGGCGGACGCGAUCAUGCACGUCGGCGCCGAGGUGUCCCACACCAAGACCUACUCCACGCUGAGAUCCGUCAACGUGGCCUCCACUGCCGAGUUGGCAAGGCUGUGUCUCGACGCGCAGCUAUCGCAGGGACGCCGCCGGCCCGUCCCCUUCCACUUCGUGUCCACUGGCGAGAUCUCUAUGCUGGGCGACGGCGGCGAGCAGGGGGCGCUGUACGAGGAGUCUGUCCGGUCCGCCCGGGUCGUGCCGGACCAGGACGACGCAGUCGCCAAGGGUUACGCUGCCACCAAGUGGGUGUGCGAGAGGAUGCUCGAGAACCUCGCGGAGGAGAAAGCCAGCUGCCAACAAGGCGACGAUGCCGGUGCCGCCGGCCCACUCCGCGUCUGGAUCCACCGACCCUCGAGCAUCACAACGCCGCAGGACGAGUCGGCCAUGGGGCCCGACGCGCCGAUCCUCCCCAGGGUGCUGUUCUACUCGCGCCUGCUGCGGGCUGUCCCCAGCGAGAUGGAGGUCGGCGGGCGCAUCGGGGGCUCUCUGGACUUUAUACCGCUAGACACGGCGGCGGGCGACAUUGUCGACGUCGUCAUGGCUAGCUGCGACGAAGCAGCCGGCGGGAAGGAGAGCGCUCCUGCGGUGACCAUGGGGUGCGUCAGGAGCGAAGGGGGAGGUGUCACCGGCGGCACCGUCCUGGAGCUGGCAACGUUAAGGGAGUUUCUCGAGGCAGAGGCGGAGCAGUCGGAGGGCGCCAGGGAGGAGGGGCAGAAGAAGGCGCGCUUCCAGGCUGUGCCGUUGUCGAAGUGGACGGACAGGGCUGAGGCACUGGGGUUACACCCGCUGCUUGCGGGCUUGUUCCGGGGCGUGGAGUAG
This is a messenger RNA of Purpureocillium takamizusanense, 966 nucleotides long. RefSeq names its product putative secondary metabolism biosynthetic enzyme. The record is from RefSeq and is a predicted model, not a curated record. NCBI's taxonomy places the organism in Eukaryota, Fungi, Ascomycota, Sordariomycetes, Hypocreales, Ophiocordycipitaceae. The coding region runs from base 1 to 966 and encodes 321 amino acids. The transcript is spliced from 2 exons.